Molecule: messenger RNA, 2214 nt
Organism: Hermetia illucens (black soldier fly)
Lineage: Eukaryota; Metazoa; Arthropoda; Insecta; Diptera; Stratiomyidae
Exons: 3
Coding region: 115-1794 (559 amino acids)
Source: RefSeq, a predicted model, not a curated record
AGCUGCCAUAACUUUCGGUAUCGAUCGGUUCCUUUCAAUGACAUUUGGCUGUUCAACUGUCUGUGCCGACUCUUGCAAAUAUCCGGCGGCAACUGUGCUCGUUUACUUGUUCCAAUGACGCUAAGGGCGACGACGCGUGAGCAAUUUCGCAUUGUACUUAGAUGGGUGAAGGAGUACCCGGUGUUGGCGAGAAGUGAUAAUGAAGUGGAGAAAGACGGCCGCGAGCUAAAAACCCAAUUGUGGAAGAAACUUGCCAUUGAGCUGAAUGAAAUCGGACCGCCAGUGAGGGCAUGGAUGGCUUGGAAGCGGGUUCUCACAGAUUACAAGUACAGUUUAAAGAAAAAAAUUCAACGUCGAAUCGCUAAUACGUCUCAAGGAGGAUCAGAAAUAUUAGCCUCACUAAGUGACCUGGAGACUGAAGCGCUUCAGGCUUCACUGUUGGAUUGGGAUUUUUCGGACGAUAAAGUACAGCUAUCAGACACGCCUCCAGUAGAUGAUGCACAUAUGCAACAACAAUCUUUAGACGAUAGCGAUCUCUUAACACCUUCAGACGGCCAAAAAGCGAACGGAACUACGGACCCCGUACAGUUGGUUAACGGAAAUCCUGCUAAUACAGAAGUAUUGAAUGGCCAAAUUGCUAAUGGAAAUAUCGAAAACUUGACGCCGCAAAUACCUGUCAAUUCGGAACUGGUGAAAUUAGGAGAAGACGAUCCGAUGAUCGAUAAAAAUACUCCGAAUGGAACUACUCAUAUGCAACUGACUAAUCAGCCUAUAGAUAAUAUGCCCUUAUCACAGUUAUCACAAGAGAAUUUUGUUCAGCUACAACCGGUACCCAUUACGAAUUUACCGAUUAACGGUGGGAGUUAUAUUAAAAUCGAUGCAGACGGUACCACACAGGAAAUACAACAAAUACCUUCCUUAGAUCAGAAUAUCGGAAAUCAACCAGAAAUUCCACUGCCACCCCCUCCAGUCGUUGUUACAAGUGUACCAGAAAUGACAAGCACCACCUCAUUGAAUACUGUUCCACUGAACACACCGCAAACGAUUGAACAGCCCGAAAUGCCAAAUCAUAAUCAACCGUCGCUGCCCCCUCCGCCGCCACCGCCCCAGAUACAACCCAAUCCUGAAAUGGUGCAGCAACAGCAACAAGGGCAACAACAGCAACAAUUGCAACAGCAGCUACAAGGACAACAACAGCAGCCAGGACAACAGCAGUUACAAGGGCAACAGCAGCAACAAGGGCAACAACAGUCGCUGUCAUCUGAAGAAAUGAACAUUCUUAUAGCACGUGAAAUCGAUCGAAUGGCAAGUGCACAAAAGGUCCGGAAACAAGGCCAGCGCAAACGUGAAACGCGAGAUCGCUCGAAAGCUUCUCAAGAGGGCACCUCGCAAGAACAAAAGCCACAACAGCCACAGGCGCCGCAACCACCGAAGGAAAAAGUGCGACGUUCUGCAUCUUCAGAUCAAGGUGAUCGACCUAAAAGAGCACCCCAAAAAAGACCAAGACCACGACCAAAAGAGACGAGUAGCGCCAGUGCUGCUGCCGUAGCAAGUACUAGUAGCGGGUCUCGAAAUGCAAAACGAGUUAUAAGCGGUCGUGAAUUCCGCUAUUGUCUCCUUCAGCUUCUGACCGAGGCAAAUGAAAUGGAGAAGCGUCGCAUUGCAAUCACUGAGACAAAGGUUCGCAAUCAGACGGAAAUCCAAAACUUGGAGAUUACGCGAAUGAACUUGGAGAUAAUGAAACUACAAAAGGAGAUCACGUUACUCGAUCACGGGGCGAAGAUUCUUCCUUAAGUUUGUAAGUCUCAAAGUAUAAACACACAUACAGUAUAAAUUGUAGAUAUUAAUAUGAUUCAUUGUAAACAUUUUACUUUUAAAGAUUCUAUGUAAUAAAGGAACGAAAAAUAUGAAAGAUUUCUCGAGAUUUGGCUGGACGACCGAGUAAAAAAAGAUUAACGAAAAAGAGAUGAUUGAAUUUUAUUAAUCUAACCUUUUUGGACUAGAGUAUUUUGGCAAUGACUGUAUACUGAUCCAAACUGAUAUGAUAUGCAAACGAAAACUAUGAUAAGUUGAUUUUCUUAGGCUGUAAUAUGCGUGUUUGUUAUACUGAAGAUUAUUUCUUUUUGACGAAAUACAAACAGGAAUUCCUAACUAGAAAGUAACGGCUUGUGAACGACAUUUACUGAAUAUAUGAUUUUGAAAUUCCAAUUUUUA